Paramacrobiotus metropolitanus is the source of this 2301-nucleotide messenger RNA. RefSeq lists its product as uncharacterized. Lineage: Eukaryota; Metazoa; Tardigrada; Eutardigrada; Parachela; Macrobiotidae. The transcript is spliced from 8 exons. The coding region runs from base 245 to 1882 and encodes 545 amino acids. Gene Ontology annotation, cellular component: cytoplasm. The record is from RefSeq and is a predicted model, not a curated record.
UACCUCGAUGUGAUCAGCUGGAACGUUUUACAGCAGGCAUACAGUGGUCCAGUCGAUUAGCGACGUAGACCGCGACGUGGCAUGGUCUCAUUUGCAAGCUUACUUAGUCGACGGUUCCCGAUUUCGUUAACUGUUUUUUUCGUAUUGGGAAUAGAAUUGUUUUUAGGAUACCUUCGCCUGCUGCUAGAUUAUAGCGUGUUUGUUCGGUGAUAUUCAGUACGAUACCCGAACAGGAACAGUAGUAAUGGCUGGAGGAGGAAGUGGAGCAGCUAAAAUAACCGCUGCAACGAAAAAACGUUUGAAUGCUCUGCGGGAAGUAUGCCCGGAAGCAAAAAACAAGAGUAACCAGGAAUUAGUGCAGCUAUUGGAAAAUUAUAAUGACCAGACUGAUAUGGUCGUCGAAGCACUCCGUACAGGAGAUGCGGAAGAUGUGAUUGGCGGUUGGGCUACUACGUCGAAAAAGGGCAAGGCGGGCAAGAAGAAGAAAGUCAGUGAGAGCGAUACGAAGGACAACCUUAGCGAAGCUAGCAGCAGCCGGCCACCAGCAGUCAUCCAGGAUAAAGAUGGCGUAAUGGGAAAAAGCAAGAGCAGCGUCACUGCGAAACUAAACGGAGAAAAUCCGUCCGUGGCAUCAAAAGCCAGUGUGCAAGCCCAUCCCAAACGUGAUAACGUACCGAAGAAAGAGAUUCAGGAGAUUGCACCUCCGAAACAGGCGAUCGUUCCCAAAGAGGUGCCGAUACCUGACAUCCAUGUUCAUGCCUCCUCCUUUAGUCGUCUUUUGACACAGUUAACGGAGAUGCACAUGGACGACAUAAAAAACCUGGAUUUUGCGUUUGAACAGAUCCGCCGGCUGGUAGAGCACCGCUAUGAAACGCUUCGUCGUAAUAUGGAGCGCAGCGAAGAUCAAGCUAGUCAAAUACUUUAUCACCGACACAACCAGAGUGGCGAACUGGUUGAUCGGGUAACUCAGGCGACAGCCCUGAGCCCAAAAGAAUACGCUGACUGGCAGCAAGAUUGCGGUUCAUUUACGAAGGAUUACAAAAAUGACGUUCAUCUAGCCACCGUUCCACGAUUUUCCUACUCCUUGGAAAGUUUACAGAGAGAAGUUAAUAAGUUCGGAGAUGUGGAAAUCUUUAUGCCGACAUAUACAUAUAAGCCAGCAACUUCGGUGCCGCGUCAUGUGGCGACCGAGAGUCACAAAACUGCGCCACCCUCUCAGUCAGCACCUAAACACGUUACAAGUGCUCCUGCUACCUCCCGCACGGAAGCUGUUAACCAACGCCCUACUCCGCCCGUGGCAACGCAUACUCAGGUGCGACCCGAAAGCCAAUCUUAUUCAGCGAUUCCGGAAAAGCGUCCCGAAGCCCAGCGAGUCACCAUCAUGCCAAAAGACGGUGGCAGUUUUGCGCCCAUGGAAUCACUGGUGAUUUCCGGUGGUAACCUGACCGCUGAGGAACUGGCAAGCUUGACGCAGAGUCUGCAGAAUUCACUCCAGCUGGGAGCUGCGGAUCACACUCGCAAUGGGGGUGCGAAGGUGAAUGGAGGAUUUGAAAGCACUGACUACUCGGAGCAGGAUAUUUUCAGCGGCGGUGCAGUGUGGACGAACAGUAAUGCUGGUCACUUUGGUGGUGGAGAUAACUGGAACACCGCAGCACCGGAUUUCCAGCCACCGGCUGGUUUCGUCGGGGAUGGAAGCAGUUUUGGACAUGGCCCGAGUAAUGGUUUCGCUGGGAAUGGUUAUCGCCAAGCGGGGCCACCCAACCGAGGGGGACCGGGUUAUCGUGGUCCGCGCCGAGGCGGACGGGGUCCAAUAGGUCGCGGUGGGCGUCCACCGCACCGCGGAAGUGGAAACCGUGGGGCAGGUAGCAAUCGGGGACAGUAGCAGACGGAGAAUGUGCAUAAGCUGUUCACCUCCUUUUUAUAUUUAUUUACACCUUCGCACUCUGCUACGGAUAUUCAUGGGGCACUCUUUUCGAAAAGCUCAUUAUUUCCGUCGUUAUAGCGUUAUUUGCUACGUUUGUUUUCGUUUCCGUCGAUUGUCUUGUUGUUAGGAUAACAACUAUUCAUAUCAAGUUAAUUUGCGAGUUGAAAAGAGAAUGCAUGAUUGCACGUACAUUUUUUGGUAUGAUAUGCUGUACUCCGGGUGCUGAAAUGUUUUAAACUCUGAAACGAUAGAAAAUAUCUUUUUGUUUACUUUUUCUGUUGUGCUGUUUUUAGCUUUUCUUCCUAUUUUUCGAUGUUUUUGCUACAUUUUUAAUGCGAAUUGUUUAUAUGGGUCGCAACAUAAAUAUUCUUCUGUAC